AUGUCUGAGUUAGAUUUGGUGUUUUUGUGUGACACGACUGGCUCCAUGUCGUCGUACCUCCAUGCUGCACAACAGAGCAUUGAGUCGAUCAUCACGACAAUCACUCAAAAAGAGAAAUGUGAUGUCCAAUUUGCGUUGGUGGAGUAUCGCGACCACCCCCCACAAGACGACACGUUUGCAACACGAGUGACUCAAUUCACUUCUUCGAUGAAAACAAUCAAAACUGCAGUCAAUCAGAUGCAAGCACAAGGCGGUGGAGACACCCCCGAGUCUGUAUCCUGUGGGUUGUAUGAAGUGACCAAAUUGGAAUAUCGCCAAAAUGCGUCGAAAGUGUUGGUUUGGAUAGCAGAUGCGCCACCACAUGGGUUUGGGUGUUGUGGUGAUGGAUUUCCAGAUGGGUGUCCGUGUGGUAAAGACUUCAUUGAAGUGCUUCGAGAGUGCAUGAAGAAGGACAUUGUCAUCUAUUCUGUUGGUGCUGAGCCACUCAGUGUCCCAUAUUUCAGAACACUGAUGAGAGCAACAUCACAACUCACUGGCGGGCAAUACGCCGCACUCUCAUCUGCAAGUGUGUUGGGCGAUUUGAUCACAAACGGCGCCAUCGAGGAGAUUCAAAUGAAGAAGAUAUUCGAAGACGUCAAAGCAGAGUUGGCAAAAAGUCCCGAUUUUGCAGCACUCCCACCAAACGAGAAGGCUGAAAAGGUCAAAGAAGAAGUCAAGAAGCAGACUGACGGACGACAAAUUGAAACAGUCCAAAUUGAUUCAAUCUUCAAAGACGAACUGAAAGACGUUCCUUCUAUCUUUUUGACGUGUGAAAACUUGAAGCAACUCAGAACUGAAAUGGUCAAAGAAAGUGACAUUGCAGUCACUUUUAAAGAUAAUUUUAUUGGAGGAGAGCGUGAUACGCUUUCAAUCGCUGAUGAUAUGUUAAUGAUGGAUAAAUGCUGCAUGGCAAUGCCUAUGGAAAAGUGUGUCAAAAAGAAAACAACGUCGGCACGCGGAGGGUUCUUUGGAUCAUUUUUUAGCUCAAAGGACAAGGAAAGGAAAGAAAAAGAAAUUGUUAGAUCGAAGAGAAGUGAACCGGAAAUGACAGCUCCUAUGGAACAAACAGUUUCAUCUGUAUCGAUGAAGGCAACUGAAAAUCAGUCUGCAAGACUAGAACAAAGAGCAAUGAAUUUCUAUAUGUGA
Molecule: messenger RNA, 1185 nt
Organism: Entamoeba invadens IP1
Lineage: Eukaryota; Evosea; Mastigamoebida; Endamoebidae
Exons: 1
Coding region: 1-1185 (394 amino acids)
Biological process (GO): peptidyl-threonine phosphorylation
Cellular component (GO): cytoplasm
Molecular function (GO): protein serine/threonine kinase activity
Source: RefSeq, a predicted model, not a curated record